CCUGGGCAUGGGUGGGGAGGUGGAGGAUGAGGGACCUGGAGGCACAAGGUGGUUUGUUGGGAGCAGGUGAGGCAGAGGAGGGUUGUCUGGGGACAGGCCAGCUGAGGGUGAGGGCACCCAGCCAGUGGAGAUGCCCUGCUGGCCAGGAGCAGCUCGGCUACAGGCAAUAAUCCCUGGAGGUGGUAGGUGUCUGCUUGUGCUGCUUCUUGUACAACAGGCCUGACCAAAUGGGUGCUCUUCAGACUGUCGGACCUUGGCCAAACUGUAACUGGUUUAGGGCCAGAGAGGAAAAAAAAAAAACCCUCCUGAAGCGAGCACAUGGCCUCCUGAGCUGGAGUCUUGGCUCUCAGUGUUGGGUUUUGAACUUGGUAGGUCGUUGAGCCUUUGUGUGCUCUGGUAUCUCUGUCUAUGAACUAGAGAUAACAGUUGGCUUCAUGCAGGGAUUAAUUAUCGCGUCUUGUAGUCACGUAUUUGUUUAUUUGUUUUUACUAUAGAUUACAGCUGGAGGAAUUCUAAACAGUCCACCUCUCCUUGUCAUGGUGUUUAAGCGCAUUGUGCUCCCAUCUGAACAGAGGAAAUCGCUGAGCAAAAUCAAAACGUGUUGGUCCAAAACCUGACUGUUUUUCCAGCCUGUGACAACUGAGUCUAAGGAGAGUCUGUUCAGGUAUCUUGGAUCUUUUCCCAGCAGCAGGGCUGAAGAGGGUUUUACUCUGGAGGUGGUUCAGAAUGGCUGGAAUGGGCAACAAGGAUCAGCGUUUUGAAGGCCUUAACCUUGAAGAGUGACGUCUGGAAAGAAGCAGUACACGAAAGUCUUGUGUCUUGGCUCUGGUCCUCGGAUGGAUGGGCUACGGAGAGCUAAAUGGUAACGCAGGAGAAAGAGAAGUGUCAUUAAAGGGCCUGUGCGCUGAUGAAACCACCACCCCCGGAUCCAGGGUACCUAAUGGCAGCCAGCAGCUCGUAGACACUAACGUCACCUCAAAGCAGACUGUGAAGGCCAGCACUUUGGGGAAAGCUGGAAUCAAACCCAAGAACUUCAUUCAGAAAAAUAGCGUGGACAAAAAGAAUGAGAAGUCCUCUGAAAAUAAACUUCGAGAAAGCCAGACCUCAGACAAGCCAGAGGGAGUGUCUAUUCCAAACGGCGUGGUAACCAAUAAUUCUAACUAUAUCACGAAUGGCUACGUAGGCAAAGGGGCCGAUAAUGAUGGUAGCGGCUCCGAGAGUGGAUAUACUACGCCUAAAAAGAGGAAAGGCAGGCGCAACAGUGCCAAGGGUUGUGAGAACUUGAAUCUAGUACAGGACAAAAUAAUGCAGCAGGAGGUCAGUGCACCAACCUUAAAACAGGAACUUGAGGGUUUCAAGCCUGAUUAUAGUGAACAGAAGGGGAACCGAAUUGAAAAUACUAAGCCUGUUUGGAAAUACGAGGCUGGGGCUGGUGGAGCAGGCCGGGGAAAGCCUGGGCUUGGGGAUGUACAGCGAAAAAACUCUGAUGCCAAACCUGGGAUUAGCAGCAAGAAGUUUGAUGACCGGCCCAAAGGGAAGCAUGUGUCGUCAGCUACGUCUAAAGAGGACUCAUGGACCUUAUUUAAACCACCCCCAGUGUUUCCAGUGGACAACAGCAGUGCUAAAAUUGUUCCCAAAAUAAGUUAUGCAAGUAAAGUUAAAGAAAACCUUAACAAAGCAGCCCAAACGCCAUCCACGUCAUCUUCGUCAUCUUCAUCAUCUGCUGGGGAAACUCAGGCCCAAACAUCGAGUCGACUCUCCCAGGUCCCUAUGUCUGCUAUGAAAUCUGUUACUUCUGCUAGCUUCUCCAAUGGGCCGAUUCUAGCAGGGACCGAUGGAAGCGUGUAUUCCCUAGGGACCCAGCCACUGCUCCCAACCACUGCUAGUACUGUCCCAUCUGCCUCCUCCGAGUCAGCACCCCAGGAUGCGAGUACAGCUUCGACGGCUCUCGAACAAAAGAAAUCUAGCCUUUUUAUCUACCCUUCAAAUAUGCAAACUGUGCUUCUGGGUGCAGCGCAAGUCGAUUUCCCAUCGCAGACCAAUCAGCAGAACCUGGGAGAUAUCUUCCAGAAUCAGUGGGGCUUGUCUUUCAUCAACGAGCCCAGUGCUGGGCCUGAAACUGUCGUGGGGAAAUCUGCGGAUAAUCAGUUAAUGGAAGUGACAUUUCAAGGGGAAUAUCCUGCCACUUUGGUUUCACAAUGUGCUGAAAUCAGUCCCUCAGGAACUGAACAACCUGUGUUUCCUAAGGCUUAUGAGCUGGAUAAACGGACUAGCCCUCAAAUUCUUAGUGCUAUUCUUAAGCCUGGGACUGCUGUGGAGGGUGGUGUCUUAGCUUUGGAGUCGCAUCACACAGGUGACCUACAAAAGGCAGAUGCCGGUAGCCAAGGUGCUUUAGUGUUUCUUUCAAAAGACUAUGAAGUAGAGAAUCCUCUGGCCUCUCCUACGAACAAUUUGCUAGCCUCCGCCAAAGAACAGAGGUACCAGAGAGGCCUAGAAAGGAAAGAUAGCUGGGGUUCUUUUGACCUGAGGGCUGCUAUUCUAUAUCACACUAAAGAAAUGGAAUCGGUUUGGAAUUUGCAGAAGCAAGAUCCCAAAAGGAUAAUCACUUACGAUGAAGCCAUGGAUCGCCCGGAUCAAUGAAGGUAGCAAGACAAGACUGCCUGUUCUAACCUUUCUGCAGCAUUUGUGCUGUUCAUAGGGGACAAAAGGCUUUUAUGCUCCUUCUAAAUCUUCAGCGCAGCAGAGGAACCAUAACUAGAAUCACAGGAUAAUAUAUACAAAUAUAUAUAUAGUUAUUUAAAAAUGGCAACUGAAAGUAAUUAGACUUCUUAAGGAAUCUGAAAAUUUAUUUCCACGAGACUACACACGUGAUUAUUUAAUCUCCGGUACUGAAUAGAUCUUUUUUUUUUUUCGUUCUUUUUGUUUUGUUUUUGUUUAAAGAGUGAAUGCAAGUGAUUAACGAAUACAGACUCGAUUUACAAGCCCGGUUCUAAAGUUCCUGCUGUCCGUCUAGAUGGGCAACAGCAACCCACUGGAGAGGCAUUUCCGCUUGACAAGGUUUCUGUUUCUCGUUCUGUGACUGUAGUGACACACUAAUCACAGGGAAAUCGGGAUGAGCCACCAUCCUUCAUCUCCCUUUGCCCUUCCACCUCCCCGAUUUGGUGUUGUUUUGUUUUUGUUUUCCAUUGAAUGCUGGAGAAACGCCUUGAAGUUUGCCGAGUUUCUUGUUUUUAUCCAGAGAAUUCUAAUCCGCAUGUUUUGCCAGGAGUAAAGCAACCAGUCCUGUGCUGGGGAUAUUGUCUUAAAGCAUCAUCCUGCUGGGGGAAAAGAUGGGAAUACUGCAGUUCUAGGACGCAUGGUGACGUCACACAGUUGACCUGGCUCCGGUUACACAUUGGACUAUUGCAACUGAAGAGCUCUUUCAUUUUAAAAGACAACAUGCAAAAAUAAGCAAUCUGUUUAGGCAUAAAAAACCCAACAAAAACCUACUGUUCCCGCAGUUUAAUGCCUUGGUAUUACUGGGAGCAAAAAAAAAAAUUAAGUAUCUUCUGCUUUCAAAUGUAGGUGCUUCGUAUCCGCUCUGUCUGUCUUCUAACACUAAAUGUGCCGGAUUUUUUUCCCAUUUUCAUUGGAAAACUGAAGAGGAAUUGAGUUCUGCUAACUUUCACCCUUCUUGAGUUAUUAUUUUCUCUUAAAAGAAAAAAAAAAGAAAAAAAUUAAAAAAAAAAGAAAAAUUUAGGAAAAAAAACCCACAAAGAAAAAUGGGAAUUUGAAUCCUUUUCCAUUUGUCCGUAGAACGCCAAGGGCUGGGCGUCCCACACCUGCCCGUUGGAAAUGCUCUUUUAUAUUUUAAUGCAGUCUGUGUAUUUCCGGGCUCUGCUUCUGAUUAUCUCUUAAUAAAAAUCUAUUUUAUUACAAAAAAAUGGAGGACUUAGGAAUGAAAAUGAUAAUUUAAAAAUUUUUUUUUUAAAAAAAAAAAAGAUCCCAAGGGAAGGAAAGGUUCCUGGCAGCAACAUUAGAGCGGGCUGCGGCUGCGUCACCCACUCUGUCCCGUUGCAGCCUGUAGUGCGUCCAAAUCACGCUGGGGUCCGGCAGUUGUUCUGGGUUUUUUAAAAGGUGGAAAGUUCACAGGGUCCAGUGCAAAAGCAAGUGAGGAAUGAAGUAAAAAUGGGUUUUACAGACCCGCCAGAGCCCCACACAUAACAGUGUUCAUCAUGGGUGAACACUGGCUGCUCUGGGCAACAGGGCCAGCACCGUCUGCUGUCUCCUAAAAUUAAACUGGACCCCACGGGGCAUUACGGGAAGCAGAUAAGCCUGAAACUUUUGCCUCCCCCUUGUGCUUAGAUUUAUCCACUUGUUUGUUGUGUUGUUUUGUUCUUUUUUUUUUAUUUUAUUUUUUUUUGGUUAACUAGGAGUAUGUAGCAUGCGUUUUUUAAUUGUUUUUAUUCUUUUUAAUCAGAUUUGUUCCUGAAUGAGACGCUUAGGUUCAUGGUGGGACAAUGCAACUUAAUUCUGUACCUUUUGUAAGAUUGCUAGCUUUCCGCCACGCUCUAGUUUUAAAGGUUUGACUAUGGAUUGCCUGCUCCAUUUUAUGUAUAAAAUACUAUAUAGUAUAAUGCCGUAGUGGGAUACUAUAUAGUAACCAUGUGUUGUAUCAGUUCAGGUUCAGACGUGUGUGGUUGGCCAGUCGCAAAUAGUUCUGUUUCACCUAUCAACUGUAACUUGCAGCUGUAUAACAUGUUUACAGAUGUGCCCGACAUCCAGUCCUCCUGACGUUCCUCUUUUGAAUUCUGUCAAGUCUCCCAACUGCUUGCCAAAAGUCGGAAUCGCCUCCAGCUCCGCUGUGGAAGAGCGGGGGGCAUUCCUGAGCUUUAAAGUGUUGAACAAACUGGACGGUGGGACUGGGAAAAUUAAGGUGGAGGAAAUGUUCUUUCUUUUAUUAUUAUUAUUAUUAUUAUGAUUUUCAACAAGUUGAAGGCUGAUGGCAAACUUUCCAGUUUGUUUUACUGGCUUUAAGGCUCUGCUGUGUAUUUAUUUGCCUUGUGUAGUCACUUGUCGCCUUAAGGGCUGGGUUCCAUUAAAAAAGAAAAAAAAAAAAAAAAGACAAAAAAAAGACAAAACCAAACCCUGUUUUGCUUCCCUGAGGUCUGCACUGCCCUGGGACCCCCGGAUCUGUGCUCGGGGCUGGCGCUGCGAAAGCUGAGCAGCAAUAACCCAUCCUGAACUUGACCCUGUUCUUUUAGAAAGAUCCGAGUCUGUAUAUUUGAGGACUUGGCCUAAUCCAGUCCAUCCUCUAAACAGCAAAAGCGGUGCUCAAUGAAACACAGUUUGAGUGAUGGGUGGGUGGGUUUUUCCCCUGAUGUUCAUCCCUGCUGCUUUUCCUCGUGGCCCCUUGCUGGUGGUGCCCCCGAAACAACCUUUGCCGCCUUUCUGCUCUCUUUCUGCCUGUCCUCCCUCCCACUGUCUGUCCGUCUCCGUGUGCUCAGCACCGAGCAGUUAGGAAAUCCUCUCUCUGAGCUCCUGUCAAUAUUUCUUGGAUAGAUGAUUGCUUAGAGCCAGGCAGGACCGUGGAAGAGAUUUCCCCAUGCCAUCAUGUAACGCCCUGUCGCUAUCUGCAGUCCCCUGAAGUCCUCACACAAUUCUUUACUGAGCACUUAUUAAAAAUAUCUUAAGAUUUAAUUUGUUUUCUGAUUAUUUUUGUGUAAACUUAUACAAAAAAAAAAGAAAAAAAAAACAAAACAAAAAAAAAAAAACCUGAAAUGGAGCUGUGACUAAUUUAGCACAUUGAAAUAAUGCUAAGGUGUUACUGAUAAGUCUCAUGUUUUGUUUUUGUUUGACUCAGAGUAUUAGUACUGUAGCAUAAACCAAAUACAGCCCGGGAAGGGGCGCAGCCGCCUUCCCUCCCGGGUCUGCACCCGAGGGUGUCCGUGUGUGCGCGGGGGGCGAGGAGGCGGCGGUGCGUGUGCGAGCAUCUUGCUCGCGUUGAGGAGAGCGAGCGUGUAUUUAUUUGUGCCAUUGUUUUCAUUACACUGAGUAAAGUCUGUUUUAAAACAAAAACCCUUUAAUACGUGUCGCGUUGGGAAGUGGCGCUGAGGGUGAAAUCGUGACCUAUUUUUUUAUUAGCUAUGAAGAUACUAAUUCAGGGUAAGGCUUCUAUCCCACUUCCGUUCCCAUUGUGGGUCCAAUGAGUCCCUUCUCUCUGGUUCUCUUGCCAGGCUUUCUCUUCAUUGGAGUAAGGAUUCCUGCGCGGGCAGGGGCUGUCUCCUUUCUCCAGGUCUUUCCCCACCGCUCCUCCUCUGCUGGCAGGUCCUCUGGAGUAUCCCUUGUCCAGGCUUUUGUGCACACAGACAGGAGCGCGUCCCGCCAGCCAGAUCCAGCACAGGUUUGCUUUUUCUGGUGGAUCAGGGAGCGUUUCCUCCGCUCCAAGAGAUGGUUUAAAAGCUGCUCCGUGCUCCCAGUAGCAGUGGCUUAGGGACCUUCUCUGCUCCCUCCCUUUCCACCUGACUGGUGGAUUGGCAACGUGAUGGCUUUCAAGAUUUGGUUGGAGUUUGGUUUUUGUUUAAACCCACUUCAGUUGUCUGUGAAACCUGUUUUCAUUGUCAGAAAUCUCUUGUCUCUCUGACAAUGUGGAUAUAGCUCCAGGGUGUGGUUUCUGUUGCUAACCCAUUUCAAACCAUCACCCAUUCCUAUCCACAAAUCCCACUUUUGUAGCUGCUGUGAACUUUGAAAUGUGGAAGAAAAACCCAAUUCUCAUUAGGUUGCGAUAAUGCCAGCUAUUCGGUGGUGGGGAGCGGGUGGCGAGGUGACCGUCUGGCUGAACGGAAAGGAAAAUCGCUUCCUGCUAGGAAAAGGAAAAAAAAGAGAGAUGGAAGUUGUCUUAGCAGUUGCGUGUGUAAUUCGUGCUUUUCACCUUCAAGAGAAUGUUAGUGUAGCACAAUAGCGUCCUUCCCAGAGGAGGCCGGUGGGUGACCUCAGGGACAUUGGGGAGUGGUGGCAUUCACAGCCGUGUUUGAGAACCGCUGGUCUUUGUCCUGCACGCUCAGAUUUUGCUUUAGAUUCAGCGUUUUCAGUAAAUUGCGAUCGUGUCUGAAGCUUUCAGGAGUCUCAUCCCUAGAAGCUUUUUCUGUCUAUACAUCUGUAGUGGUCUGCUUUCCUUACAGAGGCUGUUUACAAGGGAGAUGGUUGAGGUCAGUCAGGAGAGGAGGGAACAAGGCUACACAUAGUUUAAAGCUGCUACACUUUCCACGCCAGUGCGUGAGGCAGGAGGAGUGCUAGCGUGGUGGAGCCGCCGAAGAAGCCAUGGAAAUCCUUGGUUUGGCCACCGCGAGAGCAUUUUUUCCAUGUGAAAAAAACCCUAGCGCAAGUAGUUGGGGAGCAGGAACCUGGGCUGGUCUGAAGGAGCAGAUCUUGGUGCUGCUGGACGCGCUGCCUUCCAGAGCUUUCAGAGCUUUAGACAUUUGCACAAUCCGUGUUACACCACAGGGUAAGGUUGGCUUCCUCGUAUCCCACGCGAGAUCCUCACAAGUGGCAUCGUUCGCAGCACGAUGCCAAAACAGUGGAUGGAUGGGAAAGCACAGGAGAUCCGCAGCGGCCGAUCGUUGGAGGCGUUGCCGGGGUGUCGGCCUGCACCCUGUUCUGGGGCAGGAGCGAAACUCAUCCCUGUGCUUUCCCCAGGGGUUGCUGAGCUGUGUUUAUCUUGACUGUUAACCAGAAAGCUUCGUAUAACAUGUCCAGAGCUCUAAAGCCAUUUUGUAAGAUAGCAGUAUCCCUUUUCUACAGCCUUAUUAACGAGUAGAGUAUCUUUAAAAAGAAGAAAAAAAAAAAAACAACUAGUUCAUUUCUUUCUGUGGUAUGAAACUUGUGUGCUGCAAACAUACAAGCGUUCAGCAAAAACACAACUUACAGUUUUCUUAAAAAAAAAAAAACACACAAAAACCCAACAAAAAAAAACCCUGUCUGCUUUCCAUAUGGUCUUUCCUCAGGUGCUAAAUAAGGGUUCCAAAAAUGGAUACUGCUUUAGGAGUUUCUGCUUUAUUCUUAAAUACGUAUUUUUUUGCUUAGGUGUUGUAAAGAUAUUUUAACAAGAAUGUUUUUUUUUUAAUGUAAAUAAGAUUGUGUCUUUAAUUUUUUUGGUUUAUCUCCUUUUUGUCUAUAUUGAAUAGUCAGAUUUUCAUUUUAUCCUUUUGAGAAGGACCCUCUUAUGACCUUCCUCGAAGACAUUUCAUUAAGUGUUGCUGCAUUUUAAGAAUGAAUCUACAACUGUUCAUUGUCUUGGAUUAAUGCUGCUGCUGCUAUAAGUAACCCUGAAAAUCAAGAAUGUGUGAUGCACUUUUUUGACCUGACCAUGUCGUUCCCCUUGCGGGUCGUCGAACCCUCCUGUAACACAGCCACUGCGGGAAGCGCGGGCACUGGUAGAAGCCGGGGUGUCGGAGCGGGGUGUACCGAAUUUUGGUGCUGACCUACGGGAAUUUCUAUGCAAACGCAAGCAAAGGAGAACUCUUAACUUGAGAGAACACUGUGCAUUUUUAUUUGUUUUUGGUUUUUUUUUCCUCUCCUUCCUUUUCUUAAGCUGCUAUUGGAAGGGCGGUGCAAAUCCCUGAGGGUUUCGGCUGCUCCUUCCGCGAUGGCUGGUGGUGCAGGAAAGAUGCCCGAGUAACAUGUAAGGUAGAAAAAUCUCAAUCGACUCUUGUCUCGUCUCCAGUUUUAGUAUUUUUGUUUUCUCUUUGAAUCUAGCUAUGGAAGGAAGUGGCUCAUCUCUGCAAAAAGGUCUUUCAUGCUGUAUCGCAAUGUGAAGUUAACCAACAGUAUUAGAGAUCGGCCUCCUUGCUGCCAUGCUCUUGGCAGCGUGGAAUUGUAGGCUCCUUGUCCAGCCGCCUUUGGGUGCUGGGGAGCAGUUGGUGCCCAGAAUCAUCUGUUUUCCAAGGAAAAAGUGAAGCUAGGUCUUCUACUCCGCCAAAACCUGAUGGCGUGAAAGCCUGUGGUGGUGCCGCCACGUGGCACGAGGCAGGUCCAGAACCUCUUGUCUGCAUGGGUCACACCUGGAGCAAUGCAGGGCGAUGCGUGCAGUGACAGAGAGGUUUAUGGAGGGGAAAGAGAAUUUACUUGACUAUUUGUAGAAGAUCCUAAAGUACCUCUGCAAAGUGAGGGAAGAGUAACGAAGUCAUGUAGGAAAAAACGCUUGGGAUUACAACUGCCUGGAAAAUCGCCUGUAAAUACCAUAGUCCCCAGCUCUCUGCCUGUUUAAUGAGUUUAUUCAGCAUUGGUUUUUUUGGGCCAGCGUUUGCUCCUUCACACACGCGUGUGUGUGUGCGUACACCUGACUCAAUGUGCCUUGCGUGUGUGCUCUUGGCUGAGGAGAGUCCGUAGGGGUGUGGGAGCUGCUGGGACGUGGCCAGGCUCGUGGCUGGCAGCGCGAUGACUGUGCCCCAUCUACAGUCGAGGGUUCGUCACUGUCCCGGUCACCCAUCAGAGCAAAAUGAGACUUGGGCUCAAGCUUGUGUAGUGGCUGUCUUACAGUUUGGGGACGAUGUCCUGCAGGGUGGCACCUUUCCUUUCCUAACACAAGCUGUUUGCUGCAACUUCAGAGGGUAACUAGGAGGGAGAGAAAGAGAAGCUGAGAAGCUGCUUUGCUGUUCUCCUGCAGACAGAAAUAAGCAUUGUGGUGCUUUACCUGCAAAGCCAACACAGGUGAAGGUCAGGAACCGACUUUGCUUUGGAGUUAGGGCUUUCUGCGGCACUGGGAGUCCCCUUACCCAGAGGAUUUAUUCCCUUCCAGGCUGUGGUUCUUGUUACUGUGGGUUUUCUCAGUGUGUUUGUAAAGGAGAAGUAAACAUGCCUUGCUUAACCUGAAUGAAAUAGAGAUGCUUAUGUUUGCAGUCAGUGACUCUGAAUACGAAGCUGUGCAAUCCUUGUUUCUUCAUCUCUCUCCCGAUUCACUCACCCCUAAUGUGUGAUUCCUGUCUGAGUCUUUUCUGUCCUUCUGCCACUGUAAAUGUGAAAGCUUGCUUGCAUUAUUUUUUAGAAAUGCAUUUUGCACACUCGGGUUUCACUGAAGCUCCGUGAAAAGGUUAGUUUGAAGCAGAUGAAUAAAGCUAUGCACAUGUUUUGAAAGUUUAAUUUGUGUCUCAUUACCAGAAGUGACUUAUCUGCCCUCUUUUGCAUUCCUGUGCUGUCAUUGCCUGCAUUAUCUUCACCAUCGCGGAGGGUAUGAUGGAAGGUGGCAGUUCUUUGCUGACAGCCGUAGCAGAAAACUGGCGCUUCUUGAUUUUUUUAGUAGCCUAUCUCUCUCCUUUGCUUUCUCUGUAUCUCGGUAUAGCUAUAUAAAUAUAUAUAUUAUUUUUUUAUUUUAAAGAGCCUACUUUAGUAAUUGAAUCGGAGGGAGCGGGGUGUGCUGGCGUGUGUUUCAGAUACACUUUGUGCUGGCGGAUGAAUGAGUGCCCUUUUUCUCUGGUCGGAAGCGUGGUGGUACCCGCCGGUAUCCCGCCAGGUGUGCGGGCGGGGAUGGGGACAGGGAGCGCGCGACUCGGCCCCACGUGAAGCAGCUUUAGGAAGGGGUGGAGGUCAGUGUGGUGCGGGCGUGAGCAAACCUGAGGCUUCUAACGGCAAAAUGAACUGAAGAGAACUCCUACCUUUGCGCGUUCCCAUUGUGAGGUGGAGGGAAGGCUUCCUCACUGUCCCUGUGCAGGGGCUGUAGUUCAUGGCCCGCUGGAGCAGAGGGAGGGCUCCCACAGUCUCCAGGUGAGAGCUGUGUCUUGGUUCUGUGUUCCUGAGUUGGGUGCACUGAGUUGCAGGUACCACCUCUGGGAACUUGUUCCUUUAGCCCAGAGCCUUUGUGCAGGAGGGUCAGGAUCUCGUGAUGGGAGAAGGACCCUGACAGCGUUCUCCUCAUGUUCCCUUCACCAUGGCAGAAGUUUGUACUAACUUAACAGCUUUUUUUCAUACAGAACAGGGCUGCUUUUCUAUCUACCAUCACACGUGUACUUACACACCUUCAGUGGCUCGCGAGCCCCUGAAGGUCCUCGACUUGUUUACUGGGGGGACGGAUGCCCCUCUCUCCCCCUCCCCUGAAUAUUUCAGUGUUAAGGGCGGUGCGGAACACAACCGCGCGCUUCGACUGCGAGCUGGGGCUGGAGCCGUCACCUCUCCUACCCCUGCCCCGGUUGAGAAGUUCUCAUUUCGUUUGGUUUUCUGGUGUGUAUUAAAAUCGCCGCGAGGGGUUGUGCUCUUACCUGCUCAGGAGCUGAAUUACCUCUGACCCGCGGAGAGGGGCAGCCCCUCUUUGUUGUCGAUGUUGUAGUGUGCGACCACACAGAUUGGUAAAGGUAGUGUUUUCUUCUCCCCUCCCCGGUAUUUCCAAUUAGGUUAAUGCACUCUGUGUGCUCAGCUGGAAACGUAGGCGUUUUCCCGGUCGUGAGAGGGUGGCUAGAGGAGUUAGUGUAAUACCUGCUGUAGCUGUGUCUGGCGCAGCCCCUUGCGCUGGAAUGGGUGAUGUCACGGACUGUAAGGAUAAGUAAUAUCCAUGAGCUGUAAUGGCAUGAUGUAUCUUUACCAAUGAUGUCAUACUUCACACUAAAUGUUUAAAAAAAGAAAAAAAGUUACCUGAAAUUUUGUUUAUUCUGCACCAACAGGUCUUCAAAAUUUAUCCAAAUUUUAUUAUUUUAUCAGGAAAAAAAAAAAAGAAAUUUGUGUAGAUCGAAUACGUUAAGACAGACAAUAAGUGAUGUAAAUUGUUGAAUAAAAAUUUUAAAGUUU
This is a messenger RNA of Cuculus canorus (common cuckoo), 11751 nucleotides long. It is a transcript of the gene NUFIP2, whose product is annotated as nuclear FMR1 interacting protein 2. Gene Ontology annotation, cellular component: nucleoplasm; cytoplasmic stress granule. The coding region runs from base 841 to 2640 and encodes 599 amino acids. Lineage: Eukaryota; Metazoa; Chordata; Aves; Cuculiformes; Cuculidae. Gene Ontology annotation, molecular function: RNA binding. The record is from RefSeq and is a predicted model, not a curated record. The transcript has 5 exons.